Rotaria sordida is the source of this 1680-nucleotide messenger RNA. The record is from the annotation of a GenBank genome assembly. Lineage: Eukaryota; Metazoa; Rotifera; Eurotatoria; Philodinida; Philodinidae.
AUGAGUCAGUGUGCAGCAUCAGUGAACGACAAGGAUAAUGAACCAGAAGUGGAAGUCAUUGGCGAUGAAAUCAAGAAAAUUUCUUUCGAUGAUAAUCAUAAAAAAAUAAAACAUGUUUGUAUUCUAAAUGUUCAUCCAAAUUAUACGAUUGAAGCUGUUCAUGGAAAUCAUUCAAAAAUCUCUCCUACUGAAGAAAAUGAACAGCUUCCAUUGUUUUAUCCACAUGAUGCUGAACAAGUAUUGAAGGAAUUAGAUCAAAAUAUAAUUGUUCAAACGGUUAAUCUAAUACCAAAUGUCAGACAAAGUAUAGCAAGUAUUCGUCGAUUGAAAAAUCAAAUUGAUAUAUUUAUUAAUUUAUACGAUAAUGCAGAUGAUACAGGAAUAAAAAUUGUUGACUACAUGCAAAAUCAAGGUAUUGCAUUCACUGGAGCUAGUACACAUUUUUAUGAUCCAACACGAAUUGAAUUAAAGCGAUUAUGUCGAUAUUGUCGAUUGCCAACACCGAAAUUUGCAUUAGUAACUGAUCCAAAAAGUUAUGAUGAUGAUUCUUUAGCUAAAUUAUCGAAAACAUUGGGUGAUUUUCCAUUAUUUGUUAAACCUGAACAUGGUUACGAUAGUGUUGGUAUUGAUGAAAAAUCAUUAAUUUUUAAUCCAACAGAUUUAAAAGAAUGUUGUAUAAAGAUCGUCGACGAAUUUGGAGGUGCUCUAAUUGAAAAAUAUAUAGAAGGACGUGAAUUUACUCUCUUGGUUGCUGGUAGCAAAGACAAUAUUCAUGUUUUUCCUCCUGUUGAGUAUCGUUUUCCUACCAAUAAAACAUUUAUCACAUUCGAUGAUAAAUGGGAUCAAAAUUACACUGACACACAUUGGUGUUUAUUAAAUAAAACAAAUGAACAAGAAGAACAACUAAUUGAUGAUUUAAUAUUAUUAGCUAGACAAUUAUAUGAAUCAUUCAAUGGUGAUGGAUAUGCUCGUAUUGAUAUACGACAAGACAAUAAAACAAAAGAAUUAUUCAUACUAGAUUGUAAUCCAAAUUGUAGUUUAUUCUACAAAGAUUCAUGUUCUGCUGAUAUAAUUAUAGAAUUAAGUGGAUGGUCAAAAGUUAAAUUUAUGAAAUUUCUAUUUGAACAAGCUUUAGAACGUCAACAACGAUACAAUUUGACACAUUCUUAUACAAUUAAAUAUUUACCACAAAGCGGUGUUACAAUGUAUGCAUCAAGAAAUUUGUUUCAAGGUGAUUUAGUUUAUUCACAAGAAAAUACUUCAUUAAAAUUAGUAACGAAACAAUUUGCUGAACAAACAUUCAGUAAAACCGAACUUAUAUGGUUCAACCAUUAUGCAUGGCCAAUUUGUGACAAUGUCUUUAUUCUUUGGCAUGAAGAUAGUCGGAAAUGGCAACCAAUCAAUCAUUCAUGUGAUCCAAAUGUAUGGAUUAAUGGCUUAGAUUGUAUUGCAAGAAGAUAUAUACCUGUAGGAGAAGAAUUAACAAUUGAUUAUGCAACAUAUCUGACCACAAUACCAAGUUUCCAAUGUUGGUGUGGUGCAUCUAUAUGUCGUGGUCAAAUAAAACCUGAUGCAUAUAAAGAAAAGUGGUUUCAAGAUCGUUACGGUUCUCAUGUGAGUCCAUAUAUUUUGAUGUUAAUUGAAAAAGAAAAAAUUCUAAACAAGAAUUCAACAAAUUAG